AUGGAUUCGCGCAUGCCGCUGGGCGACGGCACGAGCAUGCCCGUCAUCGGCUUCGGCACGUACCAGGUCAAGAACGAGGACGUCGGCGCCUGCGUGACGCUCGCCCUCGACAACCAGUACCCCCACAUCGACACGGCGGAGGGCUACGACAACGAAGCGGGCGUCGGCGCGGCGCUGGCGGGGAAGCCUCCGAUCUACAUCACCACAAAAUUGUGGCCCGGCAACCCGGACUGGGGCCAGACGCCCAAGACCUACGAGACGACCGUGGCCGCGUGCAAAGCCUCGAAGGAGAAGCUCGGCGCGACGCCGGACCUCUACCUCAUCCACGGACCGUUCAGCGGCGGCCCCGAGACGCGGCUCGCGCAGUGGCGCGCGUGCGUCGACUGCAAGAAGGAGGGCGUCGUCAAGAGCAUCGGCGUCUCGAACUUCGGCGUCCGCCACCUCGAGGAGCUCGAGGCCGCGGGGCUCGAGCGGCCCGCGGCGAACCAGCUGGAGAUCCAUCCCUACUGCCAGCAGCCGGAACUUCUGGCCUACAUGAAACGCAAAAACAUCGCGUGCAUCGCCUACUCUUCGUUGAUGCCGCUCGCGAACUGGCGGGAAGGCAUGCAGUCCGCGAAGGCCGACCGCACGGAGGACCCGGUCAUCGCCGCGGCCGCGGCGAAGCUCGGCGUGAGCCAGGCGCAGGUGCUGCUGCGGUGGGCGCUCCAGAAGGGCUACGCGAUCCUGCCCAAGUCGACGUCCGAAGCCCGCGUCAAGGCCAACUGCGACCUCUUCGGCUUCAGUAUCGACGACGCCACCAUGGCCGCGCUCGACGGCCUCAACAAAAACGAGCCGCGGGCCUUUGGGAAGCCCGGGAGUCCGUAUGACCCGACAGCGGCGCCGUAA
This is a messenger RNA of Aureococcus anophagefferens, 885 nucleotides long. RefSeq lists its product as hypothetical. NCBI's taxonomy places the organism in Eukaryota, Pelagophyceae, Pelagomonadales, Pelagomonadaceae. The record is from RefSeq and is a predicted model, not a curated record. Gene Ontology annotation, molecular function: oxidoreductase activity. The transcript has a single exon. The coding region runs from base 1 to 885 and encodes 294 amino acids.